AUGACACUGGCCGAUCUGUUGUGCGGUGAAGCCGCCAAGCGGGCCGCCCAGGAACGGUCGGAAGCUCAAAAGGCACAGGACGCGACGCUCGCUAGCAUUGAGGCCGAGUCGAAAAAGACGUCGGCCGAACCGAAGGAACCCGCUGCCGUCACCCAGAUCGACUUCUCCAAGUACUCGAAAAAGGCCGUCAGUUAUCUGGCGAGAAACUUCUACAACCUCAAGUACGUGGCAGUUGUGCUGGCGUUCGGAAUCAACUUUAUGCUGCUGUUCUACAAGGUAACGACAUUCGGCGACGAUGAGGAAGCUGCCGAGGGAUCUGGCGAGGAUUUGAUGGGACUGGCAUCGGGAAUGGGCUCUGGUCUGGUUAACGCCAUACUGGAAGGCGGUAGUGGCGAAGGAGGUAGCGGAGAAGGUGAAGAGGACGGCGAAGAUCCGCUGGAGAAGGUCGAAGUGGACGAAGACUUUUUCUACAUGGAACACGUGAUGCGUAUUGCCGCCUGCCUGCACAGCUUGGUAUCGCUUUGCAUGCUGAUCGCGUACUCCCACCUCAAGGUUCCGCUGGCCAUCUUCAAGCGUGAAAAGGAAAUUGCUCGACGACUGGAAUUCGACGGGCUGUUCAUUGCUGAGCAACCCGAGGACGACGAUAUCAAAUCCCACUGGGACAAGCUGGUCAUUUCGGCCAAAACGUUCCCCGUCAACUAUUGGGACAAGUUCGUCAAGAGGAAGGUCCGCGCAAAGUACAGUGAAACGUAUGACUUCGACUCGAUUUCGAACUUGCUCGGAAUGGAAAGAAACGCAUUUGCCACACAGGAAGGAACCGAGGGUGUUGGCUUCUGCCACUUUAUUGCAAACAUCGACUGGAGAUACCAGAUCUGGAAGGCCGGGUUGUGGUACUUUAUCUUCACGGUUAUGGGCAACUUUAACAACUUCUUCUUCGCCGCUCACUUGCUCUAUGUGGCCGUCGAUUUCAAGACGCUGCGUACGAUCUUGCAGUCCGUAACGCACAACGGCAAGCAGUUGGCCCGUAAACAGGAUUUGUUGGAAAAAAGGUCAUCGAGUUCAGGUGACCUGUUUCUGCUGGCCAGAGCAUCAUUCGAUUCUUCAAUCAGCUGGAAGGACGGAUAGCGGUCAACAAAAUUG
Molecule: messenger RNA, 1140 nt
Organism: Culex quinquefasciatus (southern house mosquito)
Lineage: Eukaryota; Metazoa; Arthropoda; Insecta; Diptera; Culicidae
Product: ryanodine receptor
Biological process (GO): intracellular calcium ion homeostasis; calcium ion transport
Cellular component (GO): sarcolemma; sarcoplasmic reticulum membrane; calcium channel complex
Molecular function (GO): ryanodine-sensitive calcium-release channel activity
Source: RefSeq, a predicted model, not a curated record